UUUGACAUAGUGGAUAUAGCAGAAACAAAUUGUGGUGAAAGCAAGGGGCAGUGGUAUAAAGACAAUAAGGAUAAAUUUCGUAUUCACUGUUCGGGUAACGGAAAAGGAACUGGAGUAGCCUUAAUAAUUUCAAAAACACUAAAUAAGUAUGUUUGUAAAAAAAGAGAAUAUGAGGGUAGAGCAAUUUGCGUAGAUCUAGUUCUUCCAAAAAAAAUGACAAUCUGCGUAAUGCAAAUUUAUUUACCAAUACCGUCACCUGCAAUAGAUCGAAAUAACAAUAGUCACUUACAAUUUCCAGAAAGGUAUAUAUGGAAAAGAGAUAAUUCAAACGAGAAAAGUAGAAUUGAUGCAAUUUGGAUGUCACACAGAUGGAGUGAUAAAAUUAUGUCAUGUUUCUUAGACAACAUCAAAUUGAUAACAAGUAGUAACCAUAAACUUUUAGAUGAGAAACGAUGGCUAAAAUUUGCAGAGUUGGUAACUGUAGAG
This is a messenger RNA of Diversispora eburnea, 486 nucleotides long. NCBI's taxonomy places the organism in Eukaryota, Fungi, Glomeromycota, Glomeromycetes, Diversisporales, Diversisporaceae. The record is from the annotation of a GenBank genome assembly.